Molecule: messenger RNA, 1623 nt
Organism: Pygocentrus nattereri (red-bellied piranha)
Lineage: Eukaryota; Metazoa; Chordata; Actinopteri; Characiformes; Serrasalmidae
Product: B-cell CLL/lymphoma 7 protein family member A-like
Exons: 6
Coding region: 59-616 (185 amino acids)
Source: RefSeq, a predicted model, not a curated record
CAGGAAAGCUGUUGUUGGCCGUUGUUAAUCAGCAGUAGCAGCAGUGUCGGUAGCAGCGAUGUCUGGUCGGUCGGUCCGCGCAGAGACCCGAAGCAGAGCGAAAGAUGAUAUCAAGCGGGUCAUGGCCGCCAUUGAGAAAGUACGAAAAUGGGAGAAGAAAUGGGUGACCGUUGGAGACUCUUCACUGCGUAUUUUCAAGUGGGUACCGGUGACAGAGCCGAGGGCAGACGAUAAAAAUAAAAAGAAGAAAGGCAGAGAUGAGAAGUAUGGCUCAGAGGUCACCACUCCAGAGAACAGCUCCUCCCCUGGAAUGACCGACAUAAAUGAUGAGAACAGCAAUCAAAGCUCCAUUGCUGACACCUCUCCAGUGAAGCCGGAUAACAGCUGUAGCACAAGUCCAGCACCAGAGGCCACUGCAGCGUCUCAGAGCAAUGGUGAAAAUAAAACACCAUCCCCUGACCACGGUAAGAGCAACUCCACCUCCUCAGAGACCUCAGCACCAGAGAAGGAGGCUUCAUCAGAAGCUUCUAAAGUAACUCAGGAAUUGGAAGAGGAGGCACCACCAAGUAAGAAAAGCAAACAGGAGUCUUCCUCUCAGGAUUGUGGAGAAAGCUGAAGUCCUCUCAUCCUUCUGGGUGAAAAGUAGCCCCCAUUUCAGCCCUCUUAUCAAAAUGUUCAGACACCGUGUUGCCAAGGAAAGCUUCGCCCUUUCACCCUCUCCUCCAUCCUCCUGCUAGUCGAGUUUUCGGGAAAGGAUUUUACAGCCAUCACUGUGCCUGUGAAAGAUCUAUGAACACUGACCUCCACCUGUGAGACGCUGUUCUCUGCGAUCUCGACCCCAAGUCCACCCCCCCCCACAUACGAAGCAUUGUGUUUGAUAAGACGCAUCGGUGCACUUCCUAGAUUGGUCAUGCGGUUUUGCUGCUGUAGUUGUGGCUGUUUUAAGAAGCCUUUCACUUUGGUUUUGGAUUUAUUUAAAUGCUUGACUUCUUUUGAAACGAUUAACGGAGAUGUUUUGUGUCUAUUUGAGAAUUUAAGCACAUUCCUACUGAUGAUUUUUUUAAUUUAAAUUAUUUUUACCUCUCAAAAACGUAUGUUAUAAGCGUCUUGUCAGUCGUGCACUGACACUAGAUUGAAGUUAUGAUCUUAGUAACCACGGCUGCACCUGCCAUCUAAGAGCAGUUCUGUUGCUGUUGUCUUUUUCUAUGUGGUUUUUCAAGGUGUCAAAUGAAGCAGCAGUUACUGAGGAGCUGAGUGGAAAACUGACAUGAAGUUUCAUAUAAUGCAUGUGAAUUACUACUACUUGUAAAGGGUUGUAGAGGGGAUUUUAGCAAAACAUCUGUUACAAUUAAAAAAAAACCUAUAAAUAUACCUCAUUUCCAAGCUGGAACUUUGCUAACGCCAGUGGAAAAUAGAUUCAUUAUAUUCCGUAAACCAGCAUAGUUGGAAUCCAUUGAUAUUUGCUGUCAAAACAACCUCAGAAAAGGCCUUUGGGUAAAACUGGGAACAUUUUUGAACAGAAUUUUGAACAUAAUAGGCUUGCAUUUAUUUAUUUCACAAAAAGUACUGUUUAAAUCAUGUUCAAAUGUUUCAAUUAAAGAUAUUACUGUACUGUCUCAUUCA